CCCGGCGGGGGCGCGGCGGAAGGGGCGGCCCCGGUGCGUACGGACCGGGCUCUGCGGGCUCCGCGCUGCUCCGGGAGCCCGCCGGGGCUGCGAGGGGGUUCUGUGGGGAUCCGGGAGGGACGGAGCCGCUGCUGUGCUUCCCUGUGACAGCUUGUAGCAGCUGCAGCGGCUCAGCGCCGGACGUCCCGCAGGUGUAAAAGCGGUCGCAGGGGUCGGAGAUGGCGGCUGGGCGUCACAGCUCAGGCUGUAACCCCGCACAGGACAAGGUGACCCGAGCUCCUGUGCUGGCCGAGUAGGGCUCUGCAGAGACACUCCGCUCCCAAGUUCUCUGCGUUGCAAUCAAUGUGUUGCUCUCUUCCACGUGGCCUCUUACCAUUUUUCCAAGUUUCAAAAACAUUGAAAAGCUAGAGCCUUCAGAGUGCGAUGAAGAUUUCAGCAUCCCUAUUGCUGCUUGUAUUGAAGGUGGAACAGCCAUAAGCCUGUUUCAGAGAAAUGAAAAUCUACAAGGAGCCUUUAAGCACUAAGCUUUGGAGCUGGUUGGGUCAAGGGACGCUGACAGUCAGAAGAGCAGAACUGGUCACAGAGCGCUGGAUGGGGGUCUAUUUUCUGCUGUUAAUUGUAGGGCUUUGCUGGGGGCAGUACAACCCCAACACUCUCCCUAAGAGAACCUCUAUUGUGCAUCUCUUUGAAUGGCGCUGGCAGGACAUUGCUCUGGAGUGUGAACGCUACUUAGCUCCUAAUGGAUUUGGAGGAGUUCAGAUUUCACCUCCAAAUGAAAAUGUUAUCGUUACUGACCCCCAGCAACCAUGGUGGGAGAGAUACCAGCCUGUCAGCUACAAGCUGUGCUCAAGAUCUGGAAAUGAAACUGAGUUUAGAGACAUGGUGACCAGGUGCAACAAUGUUGGAGUGCACAUUUAUGUGGAUGCAGUAAUCAACCAUAUGUGUGGAGCUAAUGCUGGGGCUGGUGACCAUGCUGCUUGUGGAAGCUAUUUCAAUGCAAAGACUGAAGAUUUCCCUGCUGUGCCCUAUUCUGGCUGGGACUUUAAUGAUCGUAAAUGUAAAUCUAGAAGUGGAAACAUUGAGAAUUAUCAUGAUAUAUCUCAGGUGCGGGACUGCCGCCUGGUCAGCCUGCUGGACCUGGCCCUGGAGAAGGACUACGUGCGCUCCAGGGUUGCCGAGUACCUGAACCGCCUCAUCGAGCUCGGCGUGGCGGGGUUCCGCAUCGACGCCGCCAAGCACAUGUGGCCUGCGGAUGUCAGGGCCGUUUUAGACAGGCUGAAAGAUCUGAAUACUCAGUGGUUUCCUGCAGGAACUAAACCUUUCAUUUACCAGGAGGUAAUUGACUUGGGUGGAGAGCCCAUCAAAGGCAGCGACUACUUUGGAAACGGCCGAGUGACAGAAUUCAAGUACAGUGCCAAACUGGGGACAGUGAUCCGCAAGUGGGGCGGAGAAAAGAUGGCCUACUUAAAGAACUGGGGAGAAGGUUGGGGCUUUGUGCCUUCCGACAGAGCCCUGGUCUUUGUGGAUAAUCACGACAACCAGAGAGGACACGGGGCUGGUGGAGCUUCUGUUCUAACCUUCUGGGAUUCCAGGAUGUAUAAAAUGGCGUCAGGUUUCAUGCUUGCCCAUCCGUAUGGGUUCACACGUGUGAUGUCGAGUUUUCGCUGGCCAAGAUAUUUUGAAAAUGGAAAGGACAUCAAUGACUGGGUUGGACCCCCAAGUAACGCGGAUGGCUCCAUAAAGCCCGUUACCAUCAACGAGGACACGACCUGUGGCAACGACUGGGUUUGUGAGCAUCGCUGGCGGCAAAUCAAGAACAUGGUUAUCUUCCGUAACGUGGUGGACGGUGAGCCUUUCUCCAACUGGUGGGACAAUGGCAGCAAUCAGGUGGCUUUUGGCCGUGGUAAUAAAGGCUUCAUCAUCUUCAAUAAUGAUGACUGGCCCUUGAAUAUAUCUCUGCAGACUGGUCUGCCUGCUGGGACCUACUGCGAUGUCAUUUCUGGGCAGAAGGAAGGUGACCUCUGUACAGCAAUUCAAGUUCAGGUUGCUGCUGAUGGCAUGGCUAAUUUCCUGAUUGAGAAUGAAGAUGAAGACCCAUUCAUUGCCAUUCAUGUUGAUGCUAAAUUGUAACCAAAUGUGUUUCUUCUGUUGUUUUGUACAUUCUCUCUAUCUGGUGAAUGAAAAACAGCAUUCAGAUCAAGUUUAUCCCUUUUUGUGACUAACCAAACAUAGGGCCAGGGUCAGAAGAAGCUGGUCCAUGCCAGUUGUUCCAGCCUGUGGCAUCAUUCAAGCUUCUGUGUUACCUGGUUCACAGUCAGCUUGUGCCUGUACAGAUCAAAACCACGCAUUUUCCAUUGUUACCCCAAUACUGACUUGAUCUCCAUUGCUGGUGCCUAUAAUGCAUUCACCAUUAGGAUGGUGGGCACUCCCAGUUAUAGGAAAGGAAUAUGUGGGUUGAAACCAGCUACAGCCCAUUGGUACCUUCAGAAAACUUUUGUUAGUUUUUAACUUUGUAUAAUCCUUCAUGCUGAGCUGUGUGUACACUCAGCUCCAUGCUGGUCUGGCUGAACCAAGGAGCUUUCACAUCCUUUUAACUAAUACUCUCAGCUGAUGCACUCGAGUGGCACAGUUGUUUAUCUGAAAUAAAGGCCACCUAUGAACCCUU
This is a messenger RNA of Prinia subflava (tawny-flanked prinia), 2665 nucleotides long. Its product is annotated as pancreatic alpha-amylase-like. The coding region runs from base 493 to 2130 and encodes 545 amino acids. Lineage: Eukaryota; Metazoa; Chordata; Aves; Passeriformes; Cisticolidae. The transcript is spliced from 11 exons. Gene Ontology annotation, biological process: carbohydrate metabolic process. The record is from RefSeq and is a predicted model, not a curated record. Gene Ontology annotation, molecular function: cation binding; alpha-amylase activity.